This is a messenger RNA of Branchiostoma belcheri (Belcher's lancelet), 2564 nucleotides long. Its product is annotated as protein IWS1 homolog. Bases 1 to 2004 code for a protein of 667 amino acids. The transcript has 2 exons. Lineage: Eukaryota; Metazoa; Chordata; Leptocardii; Amphioxiformes; Branchiostomatidae. Gene Ontology annotation, molecular function: 3'-5'-RNA exonuclease activity. The record is from RefSeq and is a predicted model, not a curated record.
AUGGACUCAAGGGUCCACAUACUGGAUUUGUCCAAGCAACUACAACAUGCCCUGAAGAAGUUCCAGGAAUGGAGUAGUGAUGCCACUCCCCUGCUCAGUGCUGAGUGUCCACCUCUCUUCACCAUCGGAGAUGCUCCAGUCGAACCAGACAGAGCCACAGCUGAGUUCCAUUCCCUGUACGAAGACACCGGCGAUCCGCCGUCAGAUGCCAUGACGAAACAGGCUUUGGAGCUGACCCUGGCAAACAUGAUUGUGGUGUUCGAGAGACGGUUCCACCAGCAGCUGCACGGCAAAUAUCAAGAUGGGGGGAACCAACAAGAGAGGGAGGAGAUGAAGAAUACAUUGAAAACAAACAUAAGAGGAGAACAUGACAUUGGUUACCUGUCACACUUACAAACAUCCAAGCCAUCCAUCAGCAUGAUGGCCCUAGAAGGGCAAACAAUGUUCAAAAUGAACAAAACAGGCGAAUGGCUGGAUGAGCUGUCGACGACCGACCCUGACAAGUAUGCUGCCAUCCUCACAACGGCCAGGAAACAAAGGAGAGCUUUCCAGAAGAUAUACGAUGAGCGACAUGAAACAAUCGACGAGACCAAGAAAGAAGCAAUGAGACAGCGGGCUGCAGAGGCAAAGAAACAAGAGAUGAAGAAACAACAACAAGCCACUGAACGGAUGGAACGGCUUCAGGCCUAUGGUGGACCAGUGGAUGAUUCAGACUCUCUCGAUACAUUCCUGCAGAAAUUGUCAGAGAAAAUUCUCAUCUGCGAGAAAACACUUACCCUGGAACAGCUCAAAGCCAACUUGCGUCAAAUCCUGACCUACCCUGCCGUUAGCAACACCCCUGGUAGUGGUACUGAAGAAAAUGAAGAGACACGUGCAGAGAGCCCGUUGCCAGGAGCAGACAAAGAUGCAGAUGAUGCUGUUGCUCAUCUUAAAGCUGCCUUUGCAGUAAAGGCUGUGGAAGCGAGGCAGAAGCAGGAAGUCCGAGUGGAGCAACAGGAUGUGGAGCAACAGGAAGAGGAUGUGGAAGAUGAAGAGAGUGAGGAUGGAGAUAGUAGUGAGGAUGGAGAUAGCAGUAGUGAGGAUGAGGAAAGUAGUGAGGAUGACCAGAGGAGUGAGGGUGGACAAAAUAGUGAGAACAGACAGAGUCGUGAGAAAAUCAGCGACAAACCAAGAAGUGAGGACAGACAGAGUCGUGAGAAGAUCAGCGACAAACCAAGAAGUGAGGACAGACAGAGUCGUGAGAAGAUCAGCGACAAACCAAGAAGUGAGGACAGAGGGAGAAGCAAAGAGCAAAGUGAAAGUAGUGAUGAAGAAUCAGAAGAAUCAGAACCACCAGCGAAAAGGCAGAGACUUGAUCAAGUUGAUGUCAGUUUUAUUGUAAAUAAUUUUGUGGCCGUUGCAUAUGAAGAUUCGUGGUACGUAGGUCGAGUGGAGGAGGUACUUGACUCAGGUCAGUUAGCUAAAGUCCUGUUCCUGACAAGGUCAAAACCAAAGUCUAGUGUUAGCAGUGGUGCAAAAUUCUUCUUCCCAGCAACAGAGAAAACAGAAGACGUUGAUUUAACUUUCGUGUUAGAUUCCACGGUAGAAGUAGUGCCAGACAUAAGGAGCAACGGACGGCUUUUCCAGUUGUGGGGAUCCAACUCAUCUGACUCUGAGGACAUUGAGAGAGACAUUGAGAAGAAGUACAAUGUCUAUUACAAUAAGUACUUUGCUACUCUACUGCCAAGAAGCAGAGCCAGGAAUCAGAAGACCUGCAGGGGAAAAAAGGGAAGAAAUAAAGUUAGUCAUGACUGUAUUUGCACUAGUGGUCACAUGAGAAAUUUACAAUGUCAUAACCAAUGUAGUGUCCAGCAAAUUAGUCCAUAUUUGAUGAAUCAGAGAAUAUUUUCGAGGCCAGAAAUGGAUUCAGCAUGUGGCAAAACCCCUGUAUACCUAAUUUUUGUCUUGUACUUACAAUUGUAUGGAAGAUAUCUCAUUUACGCAUAUUUAAUUAACGGAUUCUAGUUUUAUUACCCCAGGUAAUCAAUUUAUCAACAUUUCUGAAGGACAUGUGUAAAUUUCGAGGCCAUAUUUGGGUUCAGCAUGUUUUGAAACCCCUGUAUACUAUGUUUUUUUCUUCUAACUUCUAAAAUUAGUGAGAUACAGUAAUCUUGCAUAUUUAAUUAGCCGACUUAGUUUCUGACCGCUGAUUUGACCUUUGCCCAUGACUAAUUUUCAUCAUUUUCUGGAAAUUUUUAAGUCAAUGUAGCUCCUGAAAUGAUAAAGAAGAGUCUAUGAUUUUAAUGUAUAUGUUAAAGUGGUGCUAAUAAGAGAAGAAAAUGUGCUUAUGUUGCUUCUGACAUGUUUCGUAAUUACAAUAAUGACACAUGGAAAAUUGUCGCUUUUCAUUAUUUUAACGAAGUUCGGAGAAAUUAGGUCAAAUUUUCUAGCUUUCAAAUGGCCAUAACUCAAUAACCGUAUGUUCAAUGUUGUUCAAAUAAAAAGCAAUGUGUUUCUCUUGUAAAGACCUGUCCAAUGACAUCUGGCUCAUUAGGCUAGAAUGAAUAUGAAAUUUUGGUGUGGUA